Molecule: messenger RNA, 405 nt
Organism: Phytophthora sojae
Lineage: Eukaryota; Oomycota; Peronosporomycetes; Peronosporales; Peronosporaceae
Exons: 2
Coding region: 1-405 (134 amino acids)
Source: RefSeq, a predicted model, not a curated record
AUGGCCGAAAAAGCUGCAGCACUUUGCUCUCAUCGGCCCAACAAGUACAUCGUCAGCCGCCGAUCUCUUCUAGACCGCAACGUUGAUGUUCGACUCUACCUGAUCCUGACCGGAAGCAGCCUGCUACUGCUGCUACUGCUUGCGAAUUUUCAAGCGCUACGGUACGAACUUCACGUCGCGAGUAAUGAGGACGAAUUCCACGCGAAAUUCAACGACUGGAUUUGCGACUCGCGCGGCACUGACGUCUGCUCAAAGGCGGGCAGCUAUGAUAAAGUGCUGGGGAUGUUGGGGCCUACGGGCAACAGAACAUCGAGAGCAGAGACAUCGGCGCGUGCGUGGGAUUACUGCCGGAAAAAUCUGCUGCGGAGUGGCGAAUCGCUUACAACCUGGAUUCGUGCAACAUGA